Molecule: messenger RNA, 907 nt
Organism: Xenopus laevis (African clawed frog)
Lineage: Eukaryota; Metazoa; Chordata; Amphibia; Anura; Pipidae
Gene: cyba.L
Product: cytochrome b-245 alpha polypeptide L homeolog
Biological process (GO): innate immune response
Cellular component (GO): NADPH oxidase complex; plasma membrane
Molecular function (GO): heme binding
Source: RefSeq, marked provisional
GAGCAGUGCUGUAGUAGGCUCCCUGGACGCCUCUGAAAAUGGGACAGAUAGAAUGGGCAAUGUGGGCUAACGAACAAGCCCUGGCAUCUGGACUGAUUCUUCUUGCUGGAGGCAUUAUUGCAGUGGCCGGGCAGUUUAAAGGCUGGGAAUUUGGAGCAUAUGGCAUUGCUGCUGGUGCAUUCAUCACUCUGCUGGAAUAUCCACGAAGCAAGAGAAAGAAGGGCUCCACAAUGGAAAGAUGUGGUCAGAAGUACUUGGCAGCUGUAGUUAAAGUUUUUGGCCCCCUCACACGAAAUUACUAUGUCCGUGCCAUCCUCCAUGCAGGACUGGCAGUACCUGGAGGGUUUAUACUUGCCACUAUCUUGGGCACUGUGUGUCUUGGCAUUGCAAGCAUUAUUUACUUUCUGGCAGCCAUCCGUGGGGAAGAAUGGCGUUAUAUGGAGAAGCAAGCAGAACCAAAGCCAAGGCCCGGAGAAACAAUUAAACGCCCUCCAGAGAACCCGCCCCCGCGCCCCCCAGCAGAGGUGCGAAGGAAACAGGUCGAUGAGGUUUCUGCGGAAGGGGGCCAUGUUAAUCCUAUUCCCGUCACAGAUAAUGUAUGAUGACCUUUCCCUUCUGCAUUCAUUCAUACUAAAGAAUUUUUCUUGUUGCUCACAACCACCAUGUAUAUAAUAUAGUCAUUAAAGAUGGUCUAGCUUUUGUAUAUACAGUAUUUUUAAACAUGUGAUUUUAUAAACUGGAUUUCUCAGCCUUGCCUGCCGACCCUUACUACAAUAAGUAGACACAUAUCUGUCCUCUGUGUGUGCGUGCAGUAAUAGAGUGGAAAUAAAGCUCUACAACGGCCAUGUUCCUGGAUGUUAUAACAUUUCUAGCUGCUUUAAUAAUAAAUAUAUACCUUUUACUAGUA